This is a messenger RNA of Amoebophrya sp. A120, 1724 nucleotides long. The record is from the annotation of a GenBank genome assembly. Lineage: Eukaryota; Dinophyceae; Syndiniales; Amoebophryaceae.
AUGAACAUUCAAACUGCAGACGACUCUUCCGCACGACGCGCAGGGCAGCAAGGCGAUGUUGAUCCUGCAGCAGUCGAAAACAACAACAACGACACCACCUGGACCAGCUCAACAACUUCUUGGCCUCCUCUGGAGUGCAACCCGGAGGCUUUUUCCGAACUCGCCCGCAAAUGGGGGCUCCGGCCCGAGUGCGCCUUUGUCGACGUGCUGGGCCUCGAACCGGAGCUACUGGCGAUGGUGCCGCGCCCGGUGCACGCCGUGAUCGUGCUUUUUCCCACGGACUGCGCGGAGCUAGAGCGUUUUCGGCGGGAAGAAUUGCCGGCGCACGUGGACUACGAUUGGGACGAGGUUUUCUACAUGCACCAGCACAUCGGCAACGCGUGUGGCACCUGGGCGCUCGGGCACGCCUUGUUGAAUACGAUGCAAGAGAAAGAUCUGCUGGACAUGUCUUCCCCGUUACGCGCCUUGCGGGCAGCUGCCGCUGCGAGAACAUUUUUGUCUAAUGAAAAUAAAGUUCUUCAAGAGAACGACCCGGAGAAGAAAAUAGCAGAUGAUGUGCUGAGACCACUCGAUGGCCCUCCAGGUGGUGGUCCUCUAUCACUUGAAGAAGAAAAAAAUGUCGUUGCCGCCGCGCGGGGCCGCGCCUUCGGCGGGAACGCAGCCGUGCGAGACGGCCAUCACGCGGUGGCGUGUGACGAAAGCCUCAACCAGACAGAUUGGGACAUAAGGACCUCCGCUGGCAAUAAUAAGCCAGUGUACGAACACUUCACCACGUUUGUGCCAGAGAGGAAUUAUAAAUUGAGGAAAGCAACUGCAACAAGCCAGCGCGACGAGGCUGACGUGGAUGCUAACGCUAUUAAGUCGCUCCGCCCAGAUCAUUUACUAGACGUUGGUGAGAAGGACGCCAAGGCUAUCCUGAGCAAAAACGUCCCCAUUUCAGAGUCAAGAUGGGGAUCUCGCAACAGAAAUCGAGAAGUUUUGGGAGUCAAGCAUGACAAAUUCCCGUCUGUAUUGUGGUGCAGUUUAGCAAGUACAGCCGCAACACAAAUCCAUGUUGUACUCAUCCUGUUUACAGCAUUACAAAGUCCAAAACACGACUGGAAAUGCCUCCCAAGGGGAUGCGCAUUACAACUCUUCCUGUAACUGCCAAUCUGCAUGACAACUAGGGGGUGAAGAUGUUUUUACUCAGGAUAUUAAAGAUAAGACCUGAACCUCCUGAGUUUUUCGCGCUAGAGCUUGACGGGAGGAUGCGAAAAGUCGUGCGCCACACGCUAUGGUCGUCGAGGGUGAACUGCGAUGCUGGCGCAGUAGGAACAGGAGAUCAUGCGGGCAACGGCAGCUUGCAGCAGCCGAGUCCUCGUCAAAUACGAGGAGAGAGCCAUGAUAGCGCGGCCCUGCCACCGCCAGGAGAUUUCGAUUUUCUCUCAUCGGUUGCGAAGCUCAUUGAGAAGAAUUUUUUCAAGGUUGCAGGCCCUUCGCAGAACAACUUUGCCAUCCUUGCUCUCACGGGUGGUACGACCGCGCCCGCAAGCUGUUCUGGUUGAAAAAGGAAACAAACAAGCGGAACACAUUCAAAAGCGCACGUUGAUACAGAGGUAAAAGAAAGUGUGUAGUACAUAGUGCUGCUUUUGGGUAUAAUUUGGUUCUCGAACUUUGAAGCAAAACCUGGAAUGUAGAAGAAAAGACUUGAAAGUAGUACUGUAAGAACCAUUACCACUGCAGCC